Molecule: messenger RNA, 3908 nt
Organism: Dinoponera quadriceps
Lineage: Eukaryota; Metazoa; Arthropoda; Insecta; Hymenoptera; Formicidae
Product: vacuolar protein sorting-associated protein 35
Exons: 13
Coding region: 17-3550 (1177 amino acids)
Biological process (GO): retrograde transport, endosome to Golgi; intracellular protein transport
Cellular component (GO): retromer complex; late endosome; retromer, cargo-selective complex
Source: RefSeq, a predicted model, not a curated record
UCUUCAAUUGCCAGUAAUGAACGAGAGCGGAAUUCCGAAAAAGAAUGCAAUGUUGGAGGAAGGCAAGACAGGUGUUCCCCGUGAUGAGAGCGAGGAUAGUAACGAUAAACCAAGUAUCCUGUCAAGUGCAACACGUGAUGAUCUCGAGGAAGAAAUGCUAGAUUACGUAUCUAACAGCACGGCAAUUUUCAAGAGCCAACAGAAGGGAGAACCCGAGUUGACGUUCGAGGAGAAACGUGCCAUAGCUAAGGAACUGUUGGAGAAGAACUGCUGCUCAUUUUUGUCCAAGUUUGGGCAUUACUUGAGGGAGGAGCAUUUAAAGUAUUUUAGCAGAAAGGAAGAUUACGAGACGGCCUAUCACGUGAAUAGGUUGCGAAGAUAUUUCAAUAAUUUGACACGGCAUGUCGACGUCAGGAAUAGAAGGUACGAAGCUUUGAAGAGGCUGAUAGAGAAGGGCGAGUACUUCAGCGAGUGUGAAAUGAUGAAGAGGAAUCCGUUGUUGUAUGAACAUCUGGUGGGACAGUACUUGACAGAAAAGGAGAAGAAAGCCAGGGACAGUAUCGACACGCGUAAUAUGAAUUAUGUGGAUGUACUUAUGGAGACUAUGGAGAGAGACAAACUGCAAAAACAUCUUAAGUCGCAGCAAAAGGAAGAGGACAGUGUGCGAGAAGAAAAUGAUUCUGAUGAUGAUGAUAAUGAUGAUGAUGAUGGUGAUGACAGUCAUGACGACGAUGGAAAAGACAGUGUCACAUCCAAGACAAGCAAUUCUAACGAACAGACUCGUUUUCAAUGGGGUAGAUAUUUAAAUGAGACGACAGAUAACAGUGAUAAGAACAAAGAUAAAACAUUGCUGAAUAGUAAAAUGCGACACAAGAUAUCGAAUGAAGAAAUACAAUUGCUUAGACAAGAAUUUCUCACAAACAUGUAUCAAAGUUUCCUGGAUGGUAAAGAUAGAGAUUUUGACUACAGCACUGUGGAUGACAAUGAGACUUAUGAUAACAUAGAAUUGAGAAAUCAGGAUGAGGAAGAAAAGUACUUUGAUUCCGAGUCUCCUGAAACUUUGCUCUCACAUAAUGAAAGCAAUGAUCAAAGCGAAUCUGAAGAUGAACUGGAUGCAUAUAUGAGAACACUGAAGCCAAUGACACCUGCCAUGACGGGGAUGGAAGAUCAAGAGAAACUACUGGAAGACGCGAUCGGUGUAGUGAAGGUCCAAGCUUUUCAGAUGAAACAUUGCCUCGAUAAGUCCAAACUGAUGGACGCCCUCAAACACGCCUCCACCAUGCUGGGAGAACUUAGGACUUCGCUUCUGAGUCCAAAAAGCUACUACGAAUUGUAUAUGGCGAUCACCGAUGAAUUACGGCAUUUGGAGCUUUAUCUGUUGGAUGAAUUCCAGAAAGGAAGGAAAGUUACGGACCUCUAUGAGUUAGUACAAUAUGUUGGCAAUAUUGUACCUAGGCUCUACUUACUCAUCACUGUUGGUCUGGUUUACAUCAAGACGACUCCAGGCUUGAAGAGGGAUCUUUUGAGAGAUCUCGUGGAAAUGUGCAGGGGUGUGCAACAUCCUCUGCGAGGUCUGUUCUUGCGAAAUUAUCUGCUGCAAUGCACAAGAAACAUUCUGCCGGACGUUGCCGAGAGCGAUGAUGAGGAUGGGACUGUCCGUGACAGCAUAGAUUUUGUUCUCAUGAAUUUUGCAGAAAUGAAUAAGUUGUGGGUACGCAUGCAACAUCAGGGUCACAGUAGGGACAGGGAGAGGAGAGAGAGGGAGAGAGAGGAGCUCAGAAUUCUUGUGGGAACCAAUCUUGUACGACUUAGUCAGUUGGAGUCUGUGACGUUAGAUAAAUAUAAGAAGCUUGUACUACCAGGCAUCCUGGAGCAAGUGGUUAGUUGUAGAGACGCAAUAGCGCAGGAAUACCUCAUGGAGUGUAUAAUUCAGGUGUUUCCCGACGAAUUCCAUUUACAGACGUUAAAUGCAUUCCUGAAGUCCUGUGCAGAAUUGCAAACCGGAGUAAACGUUAAGAACAUAAUCAUAUCGUUGAUUGAUCGGCUUGCAGCCUUUAGUCAACGGUCGGACGGUGUAGGAGGGCCGGGGAGCCCUAAUCAAGUACCAGGAAUUCCACAAGACGUUAAACUUUUCGAUGUAUUCAGUGAUCAAAUCGCUACUAUUAUACAGACAAGGCAAGAUAUGCCUCCUGAAGAUAUUGUGUCACUUCAAGUAGCUCUUAUAAACUUAGCGCAUAAAUGCUAUCCUGAUCGCGUGGAUUAUGUGGAUAAAGUUUUAUUCACCACCGUUCAGAUAUUCCAGAAACAAAAUAUCGACAAACUGGAGUAUAAUAGCGCCGUCUCGAGAGAGCUGGUGAGAUUAAUGAAAAUCCCUGUAGACAACUAUAAGAACAUAUUAACCGUGCUGAAGCUUGAACACUAUGCACCCCUCCUGGAUUACUUCGAUUACGAGGGUAGAAAACUGCUGGCCAUCUACAUAAUAACAAAUAUCUUAGAGAACGAAACGUUAAUACCGACUCAGGAGCAAGUGGACGCUGUACUGUCCAUGGUAUCGCCUUUGGUGCAAGAUCAGCCGGAUCAGCCUAACAUAGAGGAGGAUCCCGAAGAUUUCGCCGAAGAGCAGGGGCUGCUCGGCAGAUUAAUACAUCAUUUUAAGUCAGAGACGGCGGAUCAGCAGUACAUGAUACUGAGUGCCGCAAGGAAGCACUUCAGUACCGGCGGUAACAAGAGAAUAAAGUACACUCUGCCGCCUAUAGUUUUCCAGAGUUAUCAAUUGUCCUUCACCUACAAGGCAUUGAAAGACCAGGAUGAGAUGUGGCAAAAGAAGUGUCAGAAAAUCUUUCAAUUCUGUCACACCACUAUCACAGCUCUGAUGAAGGCCGAAUUGGCUGAAUUACCUCUGAGGCUCUUUCUGCAAGGCGCAAUAGCGAUUGGCGAGAUCCGUUUCGAUAAUUUUGAGAUGGUGGCGUACGAAUUCAUGAGCCAAGCGUUCUCGAUAUACGAAGACGAGAUAAGCGACUCGAAAGCUCAGCUCGCAGCGAUUACCCUGAUCAUUGCCACAUUCGAACAAAUGAGUUGCUUUGGCGAGGAGAAUGCAGAGCCCGUUCGCAAUCAGUGCGCUCUGUAUGCCAGUAAGUUGCUGAGAAAGCCCGAUCAGUGUAGAGGAGUCGCAACCUGCUCCCACAUAUUUUGGUCCGGGAAAUCUCUAGCUACGAAUGGAAAGGAGAUGCAAGAGGGCGGCAAAGUAUUAGACUGUUUGAAGAAGGGCAUUAGGAUAGCGAGCCAAUGUAUGGACACGUCGGUGCAAGUGCAACUAUACGUAGAGUUGCUGAAUCAUUACAUUUACUUCUAUGAAAAAGGAAACACAGCCGUGACUGUACAGAUAUUAAAUCAAGUAAUUGCGAAAAUUAGGGAGGAACUUCCCAAUUUGGAGGCGAGCGAGGAAACUGAUCAGAUACAAAAGCAUUUAGCGAACACGUUAGAACACUUAAGAAACAGGAUGGAGUCGCCAGAAUCUGAUGGGCUUUCUUAUCAAGACCUUGUCCUUUAACAACGCGGAAUCGGCAUUGUAAUUUUGUAAAUAAUACAUAUUUCUAGAAUAUAAAAAGCUAGGCCGGUUGCGCCAACAACGAUUAGCGUUGAUCCCGAUUAAUUUAACUUUCAUUCUCGAUCUUUAUUGUAAACAGCUUACGAAGGAGGACGAAAUAAAAUCGCUAAUCGAGGAUCAAUUAUUCAUGGUUGUUGUCGCAACUCAAUAAUUCUGAGAUUAUACAUUUCAUAGCCCGUAAAAUGGAUGUUCAAACUGUAUCAAAUUGCCUACAUUAGAUGACUUGUUAACGAUGUAUCGAAAAUAUAUAGGAAUUCUCAGAAUAAUAUGUAUAUUUGUUUUAAUAAAAAUUUACAUUACA